UUACUAUGCAGGAUAUUCAGAUAGCAUUUGAGUCAGUGUUGCAGCUCCUUCAGUAGACCUGGAAUAAGACAGCAUUCCUAUGAAAAAAAAGAAAAACAACUUUAUAAAAGCCUUUUAAUGAGAUUUGUUUUCACAAAUUAAAAACAAUUUUGACAAAUCUGCAACUUUAUGAGAUUGAACCCUAAUCUUCUGCAAGAUAAUCUUAAUCUUAUUUCAUUGAUUUUCAUUUUCAAGAAUAUUUACCUUUGCAAUAAAAAUAAAGAACUUUUAUUUUUCACAAGUCAGAGGCCAGUUUAUGUCACAAAGAAAAUAACACAAUACUUCCUCUGACUGUCAAAUUCGAGUCUAAAAAAAUAUUUAGUCCAACCAAAUAAUGAAAAGAUUAUUUUCUGUAAAAUGUGCCGAAAUUCAUCCGGUUUUAAAAUUAGUGCAAUUCCAACUAUUGUCCAGUAGGGGGCAACAUCAAACAUCUCAAUUUUUCUGAAAGUAAACAAAGAAGAAGUUCCAGCAGGCGAUAAAGUCGCACUGCGCAUGUGUAAGCGAGGACCAACGGCAGUGAGCUACCCGGACGCGAACCACGCCAUGAUGGACGAGCCCUCCGCCGCAGAGUCCGGACAGGACAGAGCGACAUGCAAACCGCCUGUGUGCGGCCUCGGCCUGCCAGACCCCGACAACAACCGCAGCCCAUCGGCCGAGGACCCAGCACCCGGGUUUGGGGUUUUCUGCUGUCAGGAUUGUGGAGAAACCUUCAAGGAGGGAAUGGUCCACAGGGAGCAUCGCUGUCAACACUCGCAUCCAAACGUGUCCUUGAGCGAUCAGUCUACCGACCCGCAUGACGCCAAUAAGGACGGGAAAGCCCCACAUAUUUGUGAUCUGUGUUUCCUGUCGUUUACGGCGGUGGAUGAACUCCACUGGCACCUGAAAGAAAAGCACGCUCAAACCUCUGCCAAGGACUCGGAAACACUGACCUCUGCUGUAACCAAGACGCUGUGCCAUCUGUGUCCAGACUGUGGAAAAUCCUACACCGUGAUCGGGAACCUCCUCAACCACAUGCGUUCUCAUAAACAACCCUCCAAGUCAGUUUUUCACGGCCUGGAGCAUUUGAAAAAGAAGUCCUUUCAGUGCGAGUCCUGCGGGAGGAGUUAUUCUCGCGCCUCGGCCCUCGACGCUCACCGACGAUGCCACGAAGAAAAGCUGGUGAAGUCCAACGCCAGAGGCUCGAGAGACGCCACCCCGUCUGUGGUGGAAGCAAAAGAAAAUGUGCUGGGGGAGGACUGCGACAGGCUGCCUUUCAGGUGUGCAUGCGGUAAAGCUUUUCCGAAAGAGUUUCACCUCAGGUCCCACCAGAGGUUGAGCCACAACAGCCGCUGCUCCCCAGAGGUGAAGAAGAAAGCCAAGAAGAGCGACAAGUUCCAGUGCAGCGAGUGUCAGAAGACUUUCAGCAGCCAAGUUGCCCUCUUGAACCAUCAGAAGUGGCACGCCAAAAACACCAGUACUUCAGGAGGACAACUCCAGUGUGAGGAUUGUGGGAAAGGAUUCACCAUGCUGGCGUUUUACCACAAACACCUGCGCACGGCGCACAGCAGCGAGACCCCUGCCAAGUCCUUCCUCCACCAGGUGUGCCAGCUGCAGAAGAAGGCCUUUGAAUGUCAACACUGCGGCCUACGCUUUUCCAGAGCGUCGGCGCUCCAGUCUCACGCGCUGCAGCACACGGAUAUCUUUGGAGAAACCAAAGAGGAGGUGCCGCUUGGUUCUGCAGCUUUAUCGCCCCACAAAUUACCAGAACAAAAGGAGGUCGAGCACCCGAAAGGUUCUACGGAGGAAAGUUUCCUCUCCUCAAAUAGAGCUGAAGAAGUGUGUGCUGAUGAGACGGAGGACGACACGGAGAGCUACGAUCCCGGGGACUUUAUUGUCCAGGUGAUCAGCGCGAGCGAAUCAGAAGACGAGGCGGUCAAAGACCCAAACCCCGACCUGGAGCUGCUGUGCGAGUCGGAUCAGGAAGGAAGAGAUCCUGGGGACGCCGAGGUUUUCACUGGAGGUCCGGCGUCCAGACAAGAGCUGGACCUGAAAAUAGUUCAGAUUGACUUUGGGCAGGCGGGGGAGCUGUGUCCAGAGACCACCGGGGAAACUGAAAGGUUUGAUCCUGUGGGGCAAUAUCCAGGCUUUUCCCCUGCAUCGCUGCACGCUCGCACAGCGUGGCACGGGGAGAGUAAAAGGCGAGCUGAAGGUCAGUCAGCGACGGCUUACGCAUGUGACGCAUGCAGCUUUGAAGCUACUAGCUAUGAAACAUACCACCAUCACCUGCAGAGCCACAAUCAGAGCCGCAGCAACGAUGAGUGGAGCCGUGCUGAGAGCGCAGAGACGAAAACGUUCACGUGCAACGAGUGUGGAAAAGCUUUCUCCCGUCUGUCUGCGUUGGCCUCUCAUCAGCUGCGUCACCCCAAAAGAAAACCGUUCCAGUGCUCAGACUGCAUGAUGUCUUUUGUGCAUGCUGCAAGCUUGUUUAAUCACAAGAAAAGCUGCACGGCUCGGCAGACGGACGCCAUUUCAGCCCGUAAGAAAGAAUACAACCCCAAGAAAACUCUACUGGGCCCAAAGAUCUAUCACUGCGAGCAGUGCGGAAAGGGCUUUUGGUCCCUGGGGGCCUACUCCCACCACAAACAAAACCAGGCCGAGUGUGAAGAUCUGAGGCUCAGGAAAGGCGUGCCGGGAACCCUACAGUCUGUCAAUGGGCGCUCGCGCUCCUGUGUGAAGGUGGCGUGCCCGGUGUGCGGCAGGAAGUUCCGGCACAAAGGCAUCAUGACGCUGCACAUGCGCAGACACGAGAACGGAAGUCACCAGUGCGAGCUCUGCAGCCGGACGUUCCGCCUCUUCUCCAGCCUGCUGCGACACCAGGUGGUGCACAGCGCCCAGCUGCUGCCGCCGCCCGCCAAGUCUUUCCAGCAUCAGAUGGAGCAGCUGAGGAAGAACACCUACGGCUGUCCUGACUGCGGAAAGCUGUUCUCAAGAGCCAAAGCUCUGCAGUUUCACAUGAAAUGUCACGGUUACGAGAAGGACUGUUCCCCAUCGUCCGCACAGUCCUCUGCAGCGCUGGAGGGUCUGCAGUGUGCAUCCUGCCGCUCAAACUUCAACAGCAAGGUCUCUCUGAAGGCCCAUAAGAAACUCUGCAUGAAGAAAGACCGUCAGGGAGCGGAAAAAACAAACGCAGUCCAGGCCAACGCCUUCACACCGGAAUGUUCCCACCAAAUGACAAAAAAUAAGAACUUCAGUCCAACCAACGGGAAAUACAAGUGCAACGAAUGCGACAGAGAUUUUCCCGCUGUGGGAGCUUUAAACUUUCACAAAAGGAUCCACACUGAAGACCAGCCAACGUCAGGAUCGCAUUCUGCAGUUUCUCCUUUGAGAAGCGUAAAGAAAGAGGAGCUGAGGAAAGAAGUGUUCCACUGUCCUGAUUGUGGGAGGAGGUUCAUGACCAACUCCGCCCUGGGCUCGCACAGGCGAUGGCACAGAGAAAAGAAGUGCUCACGCCACCUUCCAAAAGAGGAAGACUCUCAAUCCGCUGGCAGCAAGACGGAGGAAGGACCCUUUCAGUGCAACAAGUGCAGCAAACAGUUUUUCAACCACAGAGUCCUUCAGCGCCACCAGACCUUUAACUGUCAGUGUCAAACCCAACCACAGAGUGAUCCUGGAGAAGCAGACACGACGUUUGAACAGGAUUUAAACUCUAAAUCAGAGCGUGUUGAAGUGUUGAAGGCGGCAGACGACAACCCAGUUCAGAGUGAUGUCAAAGACCAUGAGAUUACAGAGACUCCAAAACCAAAGGCUCACCACUGCCCCCUCUGUCCCAUGACCUUUGCAAAAGCCAGAGGUCUCCGCGCUCAUAUGUGGCAGGCCCACUCAAAGGUCCGGAAGGCCAAAGAAAAGCUUUCUUUAAGUGUAAAGGUGGAGCCGAAUGUUCCCAACAGUGAAAGAAAUAAGACUGAGGAAUGGGGACAGAGCUGCAUCUCUGGUGAAGGGAUUGGAAAAGUCCAGGCCCAUUCUUCCUUAAAAAGUGGGAAAAAGGGCGGCUCCACAGACGACAGCUGUGAGGAAAAGCUGCAGAUCCCCGGUCCUGGAAGCAAAGCUGACGUUCUGCUCCCUCCCAGCCGCAUGUGGGAGCCCACCAUCAAAUGCCUCUACAAGUGCGACAAGUGUGGCAAAGCUUUCCAGACAGAGGAAAACUUAGGAGCUCACAGAAGCAAGGCCAAGAGCCGGCUCUUCUGCUGUGCUCUGUGCUGCCACAGCUUCUGGACGGAGAACCAGCUGCAGCAGCACCUCGCCUGGCACGACCAAGUGCGCCGCCGCCUGCCCAACCAGCUGCGUUUCAGGAUCAACAUCCCUGCAGGGCUGAGGGUCCCCGCUGAGAAAACCAGCCACUCCCCUUGAACCAGUGCAAAGCAGACCCCCCCCAUGCUGCUGCAGCACUCCUUUAUGAAACCCCUCCAGCACAGACGGUCUGCUGCUGCUGCUGCUUCAUCAGGAGACGUUAAUGGCCUUGAAUUAUCGAUUUGCACUGAACAGAACCCACCCAGUCCACCUGGACAUUCUGCUGACGGAUUCUCAGGCUUUCCUUCACACUGGACUAACAUCUGUCGCUCACAUUGGAGAAAAUGUUGUUUUUUUACACAUGGUCUUCUGAGCCACAGUUUCUUUUUCUACAUCAGACAUGAAUGCCGUUCUUCACAUUAAGUGUGACCAUAAGGGGAUCACAGUUUAAAGUUGAUCUUUUGGAGCAUUUUCUGAAGCCAAUGUGUCGUUACCUAAAAGAAAAGCUGCUCUUCACUAAGUUCUACUGACUUAUAGAGAAAUUCUGCUGCUACAUCGUUCAUUUUGGAAAUUAAGAUUCUGCACAUUCCUCAGAAAGUUGAAAAUAUCUGUUUUCUUUGUUAAAAGUAACGUAUAUCUUGUUUGUUUUUAGUUGUUUCAUAAGCGCUGGUUUCUUUUUGUUACUUUUUGUAAUUGCAGAACGACUGUCCUGCUAAAAUGUAAUAAUGUUCCUGCACUAGAUGUUAGAUAUAUUUUCUUCCUCUAGGUGACUUUAUUUUCCCAUGUGACGUGUUUAACUUGCUUAUCUUUGAGAUAAAUACUUUAAAAGGCA
Oryzias latipes (Japanese medaka) is the source of this 5137-nucleotide messenger RNA. RefSeq lists its product as uncharacterized. Gene Ontology annotation, molecular function: DNA-binding transcription activator activity, RNA polymerase II-specific; RNA polymerase II cis-regulatory region sequence-specific DNA binding. Lineage: Eukaryota; Metazoa; Chordata; Actinopteri; Beloniformes; Adrianichthyidae. Gene Ontology annotation, cellular component: nucleus. Gene Ontology annotation, biological process: regulation of transcription by RNA polymerase II. The record is from RefSeq and is a predicted model, not a curated record.